GCUCGCGCAUGCGGACUAGUCCUUGCCCUGCUGCUGCCGCUGCACCAGCCAGAGAGGAAGAUGCACUGAAGAGCUGUCGAGUACUGUCGAUGUGAAAUUCGUCGCUUUUUCAACGGAGUUCUGCGCUGAACGCUCGGAGUCCGUGGAUCCCGUCACAGCUUGUUCAUCAGACUUGCCACUUGCCUGGUUCAUAUCUCUGGUCUACAAGCUUCGGCCUCACAUGCAGACCACCAUCAAUACGAGAUGGUGUGACGUGUUCCUAAAGCCAUGACUUGUCAUCACUUCCCUGUGGGGUCCUCCUCCCCUUCCCAUGCCUGCCCAUCACCUCGGUGACUUUGUCGCCCCUGGACCACUUCCCCACUCUUACGCAGUCUGCUGCUAGGAUGCACGUGAUGGACAGCAUCUCGCCAGCCAAUGACAGCGAGGCGCUCUCAAUUUUUGAGGACAGAACCAAUAUGGAGGGACCACCACCACCUCCGCCUCCACCACCACCACCACUGCCUCCACCUCCUCCUCCUCCUCCGCUGCUCCCUAUGCUGGGAGACACCACGGGAGGCCUGAGGAGCAAGAAGAGGGUGAGGAGCUUCUUCUGGAAAACCAUCCCAGUGGAGCAGGUGAGGGGGAGGACCAACCUGUGGACUCAAGAGCGAGUGCAGCAGCAGUACCAGAUUGACGCCCACACGGUGGAGGAGCUGUUUGGCCAAUCAAACACUAAGACCGCACCCACCAGAGGAGCGUGGGUCCGCAGCUCGUUCCGGGAGCCGAAGGAUGAGGUUUCCAUUCUGGACAACAAGAGAGGCAUGAACAUUGGCAUCUUCCUCAAACAGUUCAAAAGAUCCAAUCAGGCUAUCAUCGAUGACAUUCGCCAUGGCAACAGUGAGCCGUAUGGGGUGGAGCCUCUGAGAGAGCUGCUUAAGCUGCUGCCCGAGACGGAUGAGGUGAGGAAAAUGAAGGCUUACAGCGGCGACGUCUCCAAGCUCUCAUUGGCGGACGCCUUCAUGUACCUGCUGAUUCAACUCCCCAGUUACACGGCACGAAUCGAGUCCAUGUUGUUGAAGGAGGAGUUUCCCAGUGCAUGCGAGGCCAUGAGGGGCAACAUCAGUGCACUUCGCUCAGCAACGAAAGAGGUGCUGGGUUGCCAGGAGCUUCAUGCCGUCCUCCACCUGGUGCUGCAGGCUGGGAACAUCUUGAACGCCGGGGGCUAUGGCGGCAACGCGGCGGGCUUCAAGCUGUCCUCCCUUUUGUCUCUGGCUGACACCAAAGCCAACAAACCGGGGAUGAACCUGCUACACUUUGUGGCGCUGGAAGCUCAGAAAAAAGAUGAGAAGCUUUUAGAGUUCCCAUUGAAGUUGCUUCAUGUUCAGGCUGCGUCCAGGAUCUCUGUGGAGACGCUGGACAGUGAACUGCAGUGGCUGACAUCCCGCACGCGCUCAGUGGAGGAAAGUGUCCAGAUGGACACAGAGCUCCUGCAGCAACUGGACAGCUUCCUACAGCGUGCAACAGCUUCUCUGUGCUCGCUGCGAAGUGGCCAGCAGCUGCUGAAGAAACAAGCCAAUGAACUGAUAGACUUCUUCUGUGAGGACAGUGAGAUGUUCCGUCUGGAUGACUGCUUUGGCGUCCUUCAUGGUUUCUGCUGCAAGUUCACCAAUGCCGUCAAGGACAACAAAGAGCGAGAAGCAAAGGAGGCAGUCAGACGCAGUCGGUUACAAGUUCUGGAAGAACAGAAAAGACAUUCCUGGGCCGGCGGCGAGGAGGUGGGUGGUGCCAUCGGCGUGCACUGUAGCAGCGAGACUGACCUCUCAGCAGCCAUAUUGCGCCAUGACAAGGCUAGCAUGCUGCUGGAGCUCCUCUCGCCAAAGUCCCGCCCAUUUUCCAGCAGCUUGUUCACUCCACGGGGACGUGCGGGUAGCUUGCGACGAUCCAGACACUCGCCGUCCACCUCGCCAUCGCUUGCAGGAGACCGUGAAUUGAGCACUCUCUUCACAUUCGCCGCUGAAAACCACCAGACGUCAUCGGCGUCAAAGGUGCCUCCUCAGAAUCUACCCCUCACACCGACAGGCCCGACAAACCUCAAUGAUCAUCUGACGCAUGUUAGCACCACGUUAAGCCAAGAGGACGUUAUGUCCGAUUUGAACAACAAUGGCAAAGAUGACCUCAGUUCGGUCUUUGACUCCAAGUUGUCACUUUCGGAAUGCAACAAAUGCCAAAUAUCUUCAGCGGUUGACGUUGACAACUGCAGCGCAGCUAACAACAACAAGAACAUGGCCGUGCUUUUAGAGAAGCGCUGUUUGGUUCCUGAACUGAAGGCCUUCAAUGAGGUCCCUACCAUUGCUGGCCGCUGGGCAGAGGACGUGCCGCGCAGAAGCACUCAUCUCCAUGGCGACCAAAAUGAUGUCACCGUUAGGGACGUGGAAGGGGAUAACGAAGAUAAAGUUGUCGUGUGGUGCGUGACGAGUGUGUGCGAGGCGGCGGGUGAGAAAGUGUACAACCAAGGAGGAAGUGACCCCUCCUCCUCUGCCCCGGGUAAGCACACGCCUUCAGAACGAGAACAUCCAACCAAUAGCAAGUCUGAACCCAUCAGCAGCCAACCAGUGCCUUCCUCGCAAAUCUGCGUCACCCCAUCAACUGCUCCUGCGACACCCGAACUCACCACUCGUCAAGAAGCAGUCAGUCCAGAGGCAGAAAUGCAGGGGUCCAAAACUCUCACCGGGUUGUCAAUCGUUGACAAACGCAAGAAGUCGGCAUUUUGUCAUGUGGGCAAGGAAGCAACGUUGGCCAAAACUUCCACAAAAAGCCAUGCCACUACCUCCAAAACCGGGACCAAACCCAGACAGGUACGCACCCUCAACAGCUCUGAGAACCAGAACAUGAGGAGGGUGGUGCCCAUCUCAAGGACCAGUAGAGGAACACCGGCCUCUCAAAAGCCCCCCGCGGAGAGAGCCUCCACUGACCCCUCAUCCCGACACUCCAGCCUCCACAAGGAUUCAAAGGAACAAAAUGCUCGAAAUCAGGACUUGCAAAGGAAGCCACUGGUCCGAAAGUUAGAAGAGAAGAUAUGCCGCUCCACAUUGCGGGCUCUAGGGAGCGGUGCCAGCCUCAGUGCUCCUGCCACGCCUUUACACAAAGGCACCCCCCCCUCAUUGAGCCCGGGUUUCGCUCGAAGCACCGCCUCUUCAUCUUUCAGAAAAACACACGCCACCCUGCCUCGACCCACUGUCCCCAAAUCUGCGUCUCAGUCUGCACCCUUAUCUAGCCCUGCCUCCCCCCUCACCAAAACAACCUCCCUUAGAGUCACCACCACCUCCACAUCUGCUGACCACCCUCACCCAUCCUCCUCCUCCUCGUCUUCCUCCUCUUCCGUGCUGAGGAAGACUCAGAGCACCAAGACACCCUACUCCUUCACUUCCCCUAAAAGCCACAAGCAGAGCAGCAGCAGCUUCAACAAGGACCCAGGACAUCGGCCCAUCUGGAGAUAGCACAUCACAUUUCCUGUGAUUGGACUCUAGUUGAAGUAGACUGAAUUUAAAUUAUAGCCUCAAAAAAUGUUGUUAUAUUUUCAUGUGGCACAUCUGGAAAAUGAAGAAAUAUUGUUUAUAUUUAAAAAGUGACACUAUAUAAACGCAUUGGUUCUUUUUAAAAUGAUUUACAUUUGUUUCUUCUAAUUAAAUACGCCUUUUAAUUUACAUACAUGUGCUUUUGAUGUUGGUUAGAAAUGUCUGAGGGGAACUUCUGCAUUUGAAUGGUGAGCUGGAUACUGUCCUGACCGUUGUUACUGAUUAUGUGUACUAUGAAUAAGUACUUAAACCACUCAAUCUGGGAUUUUUUCCACAAGGGACAACCCUUCCACAGCAGCAUCGGAUGAUUGCAGGGCGCCACUUUGAUACAUUUUGUGUGUUUAAAGAUGGUAAAACCAAUCCUAUGUACUGUGGGUCGACAGUGCUUUGUGCACACUACAAACCUUGCAAUCAUACCUGUAUCUCGUGUUCCCAGCAUCACCCACUGGUGACGUGUGACUGUUUUUUUUUCCAUCUGAGUUCAACAGCUCCUGCCGUGUUAAUGUCCAAGUAGAAGCUGCAGUAACACAAUCACUUUAUAUGACUUCUAUCAAAACUGUAGAGUCUAAUUCGGACCUACUUCCUGGUACGGCACGCUAAACAUCAUGGGAACUGUAGUUCUUUUUUUGUAUAAACAUAAGAUUAAGAUUAAGAUAUGCCUUUAUUCGUCCCUCAGUGGGGAAAUUUGUAUAAAACAUAAAGCUGAUAUGUGUCUUGACUAGGGAUGUCAAUCAAAAAUGUUGUUGAUUAAUCAUUUUGUCCAUGUUAACUCAACUAAUUGCAGGUAGACGCAGUUUUUUUUUACAUCUAUAAUAAGGAGGGAUGUGAAUAUCUGUUAAACGGGUUAAGAUGCGAUUCAAAAAUGUAAAAACAGAAAAUUUUAAAAACAGAACAAUUCGAU
Molecule: messenger RNA, 4455 nt
Organism: Doryrhamphus excisus (bluestripe pipefish)
Lineage: Eukaryota; Metazoa; Chordata; Actinopteri; Syngnathiformes; Syngnathidae
Source: RefSeq, a predicted model, not a curated record